AUGAACGGCACCAGGCAUCAGUCUCUGUUCUUUGCCAGUCUACCAGAACUACAAAAACUCUGUGCCACUACAGUAAUACUGAGUCCUCAGAUACCAGAAACUGAGGCAAAGAGUACACAGAUAAAGAUUUGCAGGCAGUUAUUAUUCCUGCAUCAAGACAUCCUUUCAGCACCUGUUAUUGGAACACUAAAUCAAAUUUCAGUUGUAAUGGCGAUAUCAUUUUAUAAAUCAGGAAUAUGUCAAGCCUAUGUAGAGAAACAAGGAGCUACCCUGGAAGCACCACAAGCAGUUAGUUCUGCCAUACUCCAAACCUGUCUCUCCUACACACUUACAGCCAGGCUUGCACCCAGAUGGAACAAGGCUGGUCAUCUAUUGGUGCAAGGAAAAGAUUUUUUGUCUCAUUCAGGAAAGCAAAAUGCUGUUGUUAUAGACCUUAAUGUAACAGAGAGACAGCUUUGGAUCAGUGUGGAGCCUUGCUCAAUCCGGUUACCACCCCCUAAGCUGAGAGAUUUUGAUAUUUCACCAAACACCUUAAAGCUCUUUGGCAGCAACAAAAAUACUGUCAUUAACCAACAUUCCAUAUUAAGUAACUGGUGCUAUGUUUUGCCAAGCAUGAAAAUGGGCCAAAUCAUAAACAUCAGCCACAUAAUUCCUCCAGAAUCUCCUUUCCGUUCAUAUGAAGAUCUUCAGAUGCACUGGAAGAGUCUGUAUGGAUAUAUUCUUCCAGAGGAUCUUGAAGAGACAAAAGUAUACUUCAGUGUUUACUUCAAGCCAAUAGGUGAAAGGUUCUUUACGUACCCUUUAAAGUGCAUUCGAAGCCAGCCAGUGCAGUAUUUCCCUAGAACAGAUUCAGAAAGUGUGUUGAACUCUUUUCUUUCUGACCUGAGGUAUUAUUUUUCACAUGUAUGUGGAUUUCCAGUACAUAUGACAAGUAAAGCACUUUAUGCUACACAGGAGCUCUCAAAGACUCUGGAAUUAAAAUCUAAGCUUAGAAACAUGGGUCGUGAGAUGCUUUGCGUGGUAUCUCUAACGCAAACUCCUCCAAGGAGACAGACUUUGCCUGGAAUUCCCUCCUCAUGCAGUAUGGAAAACAGCCACUGGAUGGAGCCUUUGGUCAAAGAGCCAGAAACGCAGACUUUUCCGAUUAGCCGUCAGGGUACAGAAAAGGUUAGCACGGAAGCUGCAGAGACAUCAAUGAAUAGGAGGCAAAUACCUGGAGCAGCAGGGUUACCAAUUGAGACAUCUUUAGGAAUACCUGUAAAGUCAGCCUUUGAACUCCCUCCACCCAAAAUCGGCAAAAUUAUACCAAUAUUCAAAGGAAAGUUGAUGCAAAUGAAUGGAAAGGCCACAAAUCAAAGAGAUGGGAAGAAAAGAGAAAAUGCUGAAAGACUUUCACCCAUUAAAAUGAUGGGUGCUUCAUCUCCUAUGCUGACUGUAUGCAAACCCAGCAUAACUCAGGUUUACAAACCUGUUCAAAAUAUAUUUGUCAAAAAUCCUACUCAUAGAAGCAUAUCUCAGGUAACAAAUGCAAAACCACACACAAAACAUGAUUUACCUAUAUUUCGAUGGAAAUCAGAGUCUUGCAGACAAAAGACUAAUUCUGAUUUUUCUAAUAACUCAGCUUCUAGAGGAAAUUUAGCUGAAAUUAAUCAUAAAACGACAAAUUCUCCUUCCUUUCUUAAGAAUGUUGGACCAGUGCUUCAGAAAUCCAACAACAAUCUGAGUCUGAAUACAUAUGCAUCUCCUGCUUCUGGUGUAAGAAGGGAAAAAAAGUUUGCAAGUCAAAAUACUGCACAAGCUCUUGAGAAACACCAGCAGUCAAAGAAUGUACCUUUGCAGAUGUGUAAAUUAGACAAUCACACGACAAAUUUCGGUUUAGCAUCACAACAAAGAAAGAGAUCAAAUGAAGGAGCGGGGUUAAAUAUUCAUGAAUCUCUCUUAAAGAAUACAUUGUGCAUUGCCAAAGGUGAAGAAAAGAAAGCAGCAUGUCAUUCUCAGGAAUAUAUUGCUAAGACAACCAGUCAGUACUCCAAAUCUCACUGUGAACAGAUGAUUACAGGAAGCAAGUAUCUGGCAUCUGAAAUACUGCCCUCAGAAGCAGCUUCCUUGAUCAAGGAGAGCAACACAGAAGCAUCUGAAAAAAAAGGUUGUGUCAGAAGAAGACAGAAAGAAGAAAGUUGUUCAAAGUUAAAGAAAGCCAAAAGAAGUAAACCUUCUGUUUAG
Messenger RNA from Calypte anna (Anna's hummingbird), 2223 nucleotides. It is a transcript of the gene C2H18orf63, whose product is annotated as chromosome 2 C18orf63 homolog. The record is from RefSeq and is a predicted model, not a curated record. The coding region runs from base 1 to 2223 and encodes 740 amino acids. Lineage: Eukaryota; Metazoa; Chordata; Aves; Apodiformes; Trochilidae. The transcript has 13 exons.